Molecule: messenger RNA, 2917 nt
Organism: Ricinus communis (castor bean)
Lineage: Eukaryota; Viridiplantae; Streptophyta; Magnoliopsida; Malpighiales; Euphorbiaceae
Product: pentatricopeptide repeat-containing protein At5g42310, chloroplastic
Exons: 6
Coding region: 145-1740 (531 amino acids)
Molecular function (GO): protein binding
Source: RefSeq, a predicted model, not a curated record
UAAUAUUAAGCUUCUAUGAUUCGGAUUCGGAUUUUAAAUAAUUUUCUUUUUGCUGUACUUUGAUUCUAUAGAGUUGCUAUUCAUCAUUUCUUCUUGUUGUUACUAAGUUCUCCUCCAAAUCCAUCAAGGGCGUUGCAAAGGGACAUGAAGAUGCAUUCCAAUUUCUGUCCCACAUCAAUUUCUUUGCCCUCCCUCCAUGGUAGGUCUUCUUUCUUUUUGGUGUGCUUGAGUCGCCUCAAAGGCAACCUAAUACACAAUGACUUUGCAAGUCCAUGUAAUUUUAUGCGAAACAAUGAGGGGAAGGAGGUUAGUGUAAUAGCCAUGAAGAAUGGGAACUCUGUUACUAUGCCAACAAAUGAGUCUACAGGUCAAGAACUCUCCGGUGAAUCAUAUAAUUCCUGUAUCUGUGAUUGUUGCAAAGUUGGGGAUGUUGACAAGGCCAUGACUCUUCUUGCUGACAUGCAGUCUCUGGGUUUUCAUCCCAGUUCCUUAUCUUACACUUGUUUGAUUGAAACUUUAUUAAGUGUUGGCAGAACUUUGGAAGCCGAAGCUUUAUAUCAAGAGAUGAUGUGUUUUGGGUUGAAGCCAAGACUAAAAUUAUACAACAUAAUGCUUAGAGGAUUUUUGAAGAAAGGCCUCCUAAGGGUUGCUGAAAGGGUUUUAAGGAUACUGGAUGAUCUGGGUCUUCAUAGAAAUCAAGAAACUUAUGAGAUACUUUUAGAUUACAAUGUGAAUGCUGGACGGUUAGAAGAUACUUGGUCAGUAAUCAAUGAAAUGAAGCAGAAGGGCUUUCAACUUAAUUCAUUUGUCUACAGUAAGGUUAUUGGACUUUAUAGAGAUAACGGGAUGUGGAAGAAAGCAAUAGGCAUCAUUGAGGAGAUUAGAGAGAUGGGAAUGCCACUGGACAAGCAUAUAUAUAAUAGCAUCAUUGAUACCUUUGGGAAGUAUGGUGAGUUAGAUGAAGCCUUAGAAGUGCUUUCAAACAUGCAACAACAGGGUAUAACGCCUGAUAUAGUGACAUGGAAUUCUUUAAUUCGUUGGCAUUGUAAAGCUGGGAAUCUUAGUAAAGCUCUUGAAUUGUUUUCUAAGAUGCAAGCACAAGGGUUAUAUCCAGAUCCAAAGAUCUUAGUUACGAUUAUAAGUCGAUUGGCAGAGCAGGGAAAGUGGAACAUUAUAAGGGAAAACUUUGACAUUAUGAAAUCCUGGGGGUACAAAAAAAGUGGGGCCAUUUAUGCGAUUUUGGUUGAUAUUUAUGGGCAGUAUGGUAGAUUUCAGGAUGCUGAAGAGUGCAUAUCUGCUUUAAAGUCAGAAGGUAUUCUACCUUCAGCUAGCAUGUUUUGUGUGUUAGCAAAUGCUUAUGCACAGCAGGGAUUAUGUGAACAGACAGUUAAGGUGCUUCAGCUCAUGGAAGCAGAAGGAAUUGAACCAAAUCUUAUAAUGCUGAAUGUAUUGAUCAAUGCUUUUGGUAUUGCUGGGAGACAUAGGGAAGCACUAUCUAUCUAUCACCAUAUGAAAGAAAGUGGUAUCAGUCCUGAUGUAGUUACAUACAGCACACUUAUGAAGGCAUAUAUUCGGGCAAGGAAGUUUGAUGAGGUUCCUGAAAUAUACAGUGAAAUGGAAUCUUCAGGCUGCACUCCAGAUAAGAAAGCUAGAGAAAUAUUGCAGGCUGCACUAAUGGUCCUUGGAAGGAGGAACUUUAUAAACUCUUCGCGUGGCUGGAAAAUGUACUGCUUGGACUAAGUCUCUCCAAGGUUGAUAAUGUGAUGCUGCUCUGGGGCAUCCCUUUCCUCUUCUUUCUUUUGCUGCUGAUCUCACAUCGCUCUCUUGGUGGCAUAUGAAGUGGUAGAGAUGUAACCUUCAGAACAAUCAUAUGUGGAAGAUGUUAUUCUUCAGUUGAAACGAAUCAUCAUGACCAAAUCUUCUUUUGCCUCAACAACUUCUGCUGCAUUUUUCUAGCUCCAGUUAUAAGAUUACCUCCCAAAAUCUCUCUACAGUGCGAGUUCAACUUAGGCAUGAUAGUUCCUUUACCCCUGUCAUAAUAAUUCUUCAUAUUUCCUAUCGAACCACUUCUUUUGGAAGCUGCAAUACAUAGCAAUUCAAGUGGAAAGAAAUGCUGGAGAUGUGGCAUCAUACUUUUGAACAAGAGGUUUCUUAAGAUAUAUGCAACAUGCAGAUGGUUGUACGUGUAAUAAAUUUGUCUACCUUGAGAUACAAGGAGAGUUGGUAAAAGGGUCCUGGAUAAGCAUGAUCUUGGAUGUCUGCUGCAGAUAUGAAAGGAUAGAUGAAAGUUCACCAUUGGCCUUUGCUGGAUCCUCGUUGCGCUUAUCUGCGUACAAGUUCAAGUUCUUAAUGUCCGUCACCUGAGCAUAUUCUGUCAACUGCAAGUGUCAAUCCUUGCACUGAUACCAUUUGCCUCUGGAGAUGGUAUAUAGAGUAAAUCACAACUCUUUGACGAUAGCAUGAGGGUCAGAACUUUCAACUUCAAUCAAGUCAUUCACUAGUGAGGAAGUUGAGAAGCGCUUUGCUUUAUAUACUGGCAAAGAAUUGUUUCAUGGUCAGAGACCAGUUCGUGCCCAAGCUUUUAGAAAAAUUCAGCAAGUCCGAGCCCUGUCCAAAAGAGAACCCUGCUGUACAAAGUAUCAAAUAUUAGAGAUCCUUGGCUUAGAUUUUCUAACUUCAAAAAAUACUGGAAAACUUUCAGCUCAAAACUCGCAUCUAUUUCUCUUUUUCUAAUCAUAGCCAAAUCCUCCCGUUGAAUUCUUCACAGAAGCAUCUCUUUAGCUCCCGACAAGUGUGGUGGCUGUUUAAUUUUAUUUUUUUCUAAAAGCUUUUUUUUUUCUCUUUCUUAUCAUUUCAUCACUUUUUGUUAUACAUUUUCUAAUUUCGUCUCGCUUUAAAUAGAUUUCCUUUCUUGAUA